Molecule: messenger RNA, 1491 nt
Organism: Andrographis paniculata
Lineage: Eukaryota; Viridiplantae; Streptophyta; Magnoliopsida; Lamiales; Acanthaceae
Exons: 5
Coding region: 63-1355 (430 amino acids)
Source: RefSeq, a predicted model, not a curated record
GUACACACAGCCUUUAUCUGAACCUAAGAUAGGGAAGCAGCAAGCAAUCCCUUCCUUCUUCCAUGGCGGCCAUAUACCCCAAAUCACUCUGUUCAUUUCCAUCCACCUCCACCUCCGAAUCCUGCUGCUUCUUCGCCACCAGGAAUCCCCGCCGCUCCAGAUUUAGGGUUUCAUCCAAGAUUCAUGCUUCUUCCGCCGACCAGUUUCUGCGGAAUAAUUCUAUUGCGGAUUUCAUGAGGUUCAGGAGAGACACCAAUUCCCAGUUGCAGACUGCUAUUGUUAGAUAUCGCAAGAAAUUCCCUUGGUCCAUUCUCCAACCUUUUCUUCAAGUCGAUUUGGUCUCAACAAUUCAUAUCGCCGAUAAGGAGUAUUUUGCAACAUUGCAAAAUGUACUCGAGACGUAUGAUUGUGUUCUUUAUGAGAUGGUUGCGAGUCGAGAAAGUCUAGAAAACCGAAGGAAUCAUGAGGCUAAAAAGAAAGUUAAGGGCCAAGGAUUUAAUAUUAUUGGUUGCAUUCAGCGUCAGAUGGCUAAGCUCCUUAUGCUAGAUUUUCAAUUGGACUGUCUUGAUUACCAAGCUGGGAAUUGGCUUCACGCCGAUCUUGAUCUUGAAACAUUUAAAUUACUUCAGCAAGAAAAGGGCGAGAGCCUCUUUACAUUUGCUCGAGAUAUGACACUUAAAUCUACAAAAGCAAUAGUGCAGCCCACUCUUGUUCGGGAAGAUCUUGGUCCUUGGAGAUCCAAACUUUUGUGGGCCUCUCGUGUCAUUCCAAUGCCUCUCGUUGGUCUGCUUAUUAUUGGGGGUGUCUGUGCUGAUGUGGGGAGUAACAAGGAGUAUCCUGAACUAGAAGCCUUGUCCAGGCUCGAUUUUGGCGCUGCAAUGAAAGUUUUCCUCGCUAAGAGGCUAACAUCUGACUUCACACAGGUGACAGCCGAUGUCGAAGAGGAUUCUGUUAUUAUCGGUGAGAGAAACAAAGCAGCCACGGCAGCACUCUCCCGGGCAAUCGAUGGCGGCAACAAUAAGAUUGCCAUACUAUACGGUGGCGGGCACAUGCCUGAUUUGGGGCGCCGGCUGCGCGAGGAGUUCGACCUCAUCCCCUACCAGGUGCAGUGGAUUACGGCAUGGUCCAUAGCCAACAAGAAUCUUAAGGUCACUUCUUUACCAUUCCUUAAAAGGCUUGCUCGAUUCCUCGGCUGGCCCCUGAAUCGAUACCAGACUCUUGCUCUGCUCAUUCUCUCUUCAGUUCUUGCUUUGGAUCUCUGGUUUUGGGAGUUGUUUUUCGAUACCACCGUGAAUUGGAUCUCCAAUGCCUCGACUAACUUGUUGCAUUCCUUAGAUAGCUCACAGAUUAUGUGAUCGAGUCGAGCUCCCGGGCGAUCGACGUUCGACAUUUUUUUUUUCUUUUUUGUAAAUACUGUAAGCUAUGUUGUUCUGAAAGUUUAUUUGAAGUUUGUUCUAAUUAUUGCUCAGGGCAAUGCUGUCUUGGCCUUUA